GCAGCGGGUUGCUUUGAAUGAAGAAAGGGAGGGAUUUGCUCCAAACCCUCCGAAGAAGCCUCUUCCUGUUCACUCAGCGAAACGCUAUGGACGCACCGUCGGAGCGUUACUGCUACAAGCCCACCUUGCGAUGGAACCCUCAGGUGGAAGAAUACUUCGGCAAAGCAUAUGGAGCCGAUCAUUUCUCUCGCAUUUCCGAAGCCCUCACGCGUCCAUCUUGUUACUCGUGUAUUCGUGUGAAUAUGCUCAAGUCGACUAGUGAUGCUGUUAUUGAGAAGCUACUGGCAAUUCUACAGGAGUCCGGGAAAGAUAGUGCUAUUUGUGACAUUAUACAAAGUGAUUUUAUGGGCCUGGAGAAGAACACUUUUGUUAAAGAAUCUAAUACUCUACCAUACUACUCAUACAACCUUGACAAAGUAGCUUCGGAAGUUCCUGGAAGUGCACAAAGUGGUCCUGUUUCUAAAUGCCAAUUACCUGGGCUAGAUUAUGUUGUGCUUGUCAAGGGUUCAGGACCACACACUAUAAAAUAUGAUUAUUCACAAUACAAACCCCCAAAGGAGGUAAUUGUUAGCCGAAAAUGUGCUGAGGCUGUUCUUCGUGGUGCCCAGGUAUAUGUUCCUGGUGUAUUGGCUUGCAGUUCACAUGUUGAAAAGGGUGAUCUAGUUGCAGUAUCAGUUGCUGUGGAGCAGCCUGGUCAGGAUGGCAGAUGGGGCUUCGGUAUAACACGUGGGACUGUUCUACAGGGGUCACAGACAGAUCCUUAUUUUUCUCAAAGAAAGGGACUGUACAUUGGCCAAGGAACCGCAAUGAUGUCUAGAGCUGGGAUGUUUCGUGUUUCAGAAGGAAUUUCCGUGGAUAUGAAUAAUAGAGUAUUCAAGUUACCUUCCUUUCAUGAUGUUCUUGAGGGGGAAAUAUUUCUCCAAAAUCUGCCAAGCAUUAUUACAGCGCAUGCCCUUGAUCCUCAACAGGGGGAGAGAAUAUUGGAUAUGUGUGCAGCUCCAGGAGGGAAAACAACUGCAAUUGCGAUGCUUAUGAAGGACACCGGAGAGGUUGUUGCAGCUGAUAGAUCUCACAAUAAGGUUCUUGAUAUCCAGAAAUUGGCCACUGAAAUGGGCUUGAAUUGUAUAAACACAUACAAAUUAGAUGCUCUUAGAGCUGUUCGUCAAAGAACUGAAUCCAGUGAUAUGUACACGACAUCAUCUGUUGCCGUAGAAGGGUCAGAAAUUGAUUCGAACAGAAACGAAAACUUUAGCAAUAGGCAAGCAACACAUGCGACUUGUGCUAGCAAAGCUGACCUCCAAAAGUGUACCCGGAGGCUGAGAAAUGGGCCUGGAAGAAAUAAUUGCUUGGGUGGUAGGGUGGAAAAAUCAGAAGGUUUUUCUCCAAAUAGCUUCGAUCGAGUGCUCCUUGAUGCUCCAUGUUCUGCACUUGGAUUAAGACCCCGACUAUUUGCUGGGGAGGAAACAAUAGAAUCAUUGAGGAACCAUGCAAAGUACCAGAGGAGAAUGUUUGACCAGGCUGUUCAGUUAGUUCGCCCGGGUGGAGUUAUAGUUUACUCCACGUGUACAAUCAACCCUGGUGAGAAUGAAGCACUUGUGCGAUAUGCUUUAGAUGCAUAUAAUUUUCUUUCUCUGCAAUCACAGCAUCCGAAAAUUGGAGGACCUGGCCUUGUUGGAUGCUGUGAGCUGUCUGAUGGAUCCAUCGAGGAAUGGUUAAGACCAGGUGAGGAAGAUCUUGUUCAGAGAUUUGAUCCGUCUUCUCCACUUGAUACAAUUGGCUUCUUCAUAGCCAAGUUCAAUGUUGGCCCCAAAGAUGCCUGAUUUCUUUCAAAGAAUAUGCAACUUGCAAGGAUGCAGCAGCUCUUUGGUGUCAGAUUUUAUGCUUUCGGGAGGAUCUUUCAGAAUAUUGUCACAGCAUAUCCUAAGGUGAUGAGUUCAUGACUUGGGUAUUUUAAGGUGCAUCUUCGGUAUUCAAAAUUUUCAAGACUAAUUCUGGUUGAUUAUAAUUAUACCUAGUUGUACUGGUCAAAUAUUUUUAGCAGUCUUUGCAUGUAACUUGAUAUUGUGGGAUGCUCAUUACAGUGAGAGUAGGCAUUUGCUUUUGGUUUAGAAGGUCCUUCACUAUAUGUCAAGCUGUCAACAUUAUGUCCAACCCCCUGCCCUUGGUCUAGGUGCCGGUAUGAUCUUUUUUCUGAGUAGUUCAACUCUGCCAUUUAUUAUAUAAUUAAACACUGUAUGUUUCCU
This is a messenger RNA of Diospyros lotus (date-plum), 2243 nucleotides long. Its product is annotated as rRNA (cytosine-C(5))-methyltransferase NOP2C. The coding region runs from base 18 to 1820 and encodes 600 amino acids. The record is from RefSeq and is a predicted model, not a curated record. Lineage: Eukaryota; Viridiplantae; Streptophyta; Magnoliopsida; Ericales; Ebenaceae. The transcript is spliced from 13 exons. Gene Ontology annotation, biological process: RNA methylation. Gene Ontology annotation, molecular function: methyltransferase activity; RNA binding.